CCCGGACCCUGCUUUCACUAUAUCUGGUCUCUCACAGUACACACAACAUGGAAAAGCAAUUAUUUUAGUAAAUGCAAACUGCUAAAUACCUUUUCUCAUCAGAAGUUAGAGCAGUCUUGUGACUUAUUUCAGUGUCCAGCAGAGCACUGGUUAAAGCUUGUAGGAGGAGUUUUCAUUCACCCCUGAUUGUCCUAUGAGGCUGCAGGACCCCUGACCCUCUCUCUGGACAGUGCUGAUUGACCCUGUGCUGAUCACAUGCACUCUUCCAAGAAAGAAAAAAAAAAAAACCUCUCUAGCAGUAUACACCAAACUGAGCAUGUGCAUGCCUAUGGUUCAGUCUGGAGAUAAGUAAUAG
This is a messenger RNA of Staurois parvus, 355 nucleotides long. Lineage: Eukaryota; Metazoa; Chordata; Amphibia; Anura; Ranidae. The record is from the annotation of a GenBank genome assembly.